UUCUGGAAACCAGAAGCCAGGAAGCUACCCAUAUUAUCACUUGAAAGUUGAGCCCCUGACUCCUAAACCUAAUGGCCUCAACCUGUAUCUCAAACUGCAUCAAUGACACUAGGGUCCCAGUCAGGCCAACAUAUGUCAACCUCUACAAGUGGCCGGAAUCAGAUGCCGAGUUUGUCAGGUCACUGAACUCCGACGGGCGCAGAGGCGGCCGUGCACAUCCCACGGUUGUUGAUAGCAUUUCAUGCAGGCAAAUGUACCUGAGAAGCUACACGUUUCAUAGGAAUGAAACUGAGCCUGAAAAAACGAAAUGUUUUGGCAGAGUUAAGAAGGAGAAGGUGAAGAGUCCUACAAGAAAAAAUAAGUCCGAAACUGUUGCCAAGAAGAGGUGUGUGGCGCUCAGAAGGGCCAAAGAGGUCUCCUGUGCCGCCCUUUUGACCAUGUUUCGCAGUCUGUUGUCCUGCACCACCAAGGUUGAUGUGGCUGAUCAUGGAGAUUGAGCAUUUUUUAUCUGUUUCAGCCUUCAGGGCUUCCUUCUUCUUCUUCUUCUUUUAAAUAACUUUCUAAUAGCAUUAAGUUUUUAUUCAUUUGAUGCCCUUCUUUUUCUUCAAUCUAUGUUAUUUUUGUUUGUUAAUGGAUAUGGACUGAUGAUAUCAUAUGUUAAUGGUUACAGUGCAGAGAGAGUUAUCAAGGAAUGCAAUUAUGCUAAUAUAUAUUUGGUUGAAAAAUAUAUCAUCAUAUGUAAAAUUUGUCCAUUUUCACCUUG
Durio zibethinus is the source of this 763-nucleotide messenger RNA. RefSeq lists its product as uncharacterized. Lineage: Eukaryota; Viridiplantae; Streptophyta; Magnoliopsida; Malvales; Malvaceae. The record is from RefSeq and is a predicted model, not a curated record.